ACUGCUUAAGUCCUUAACUCCUAAAGGCUUAUCAUAUAUUCAGGCCCAUGAGAAAGCCCAAAUCAUUGUAUUGCAGUGUUAGGCCCGGGCUUAAGCCCGAAGGCUACAUAGUCCUGCUCCCCCAUCCACCUUCGUCUUCGUCUUUGACAAAUCGCUGUCUCCUUUCAGCUGCUGAGGACAUCGACGCCGGCAAAAGAGCUUCAACUCACUGCGUAGGAAAAACACCAAAACCCAGGAAACUGUUUUGUCUCCUAUUAAAAGGAUACAAUGACAAAUGAGAAUACAAGCAGUGUUGAGAUAGAUUAUGAAUAUGAAGAUUAUAAUAGUUCAAAGCGCCCAAAAAUGACAUCCAAAGUAUGGGAAGAUAUGCAGCGAAUCCAAACAACUGAUGGAAGUAAAGCUCUGUGCAAGCAUUGUGGAAAGAUGUUGCAAGCUAAUUGUGGGACUUCUCAUUUGAAACGUCACUUAAUGAUAUGCCCGAAGCGUCCAAAAACUGCUGAUCAUACUGAAGAUUCAAUGCCUACAGUUUGUUUCAGAGGUAGUGGCAGUGCCAAAGAUUCUGGAUUAAACACACUGCUUAUGGUUCGUCCAUUAAAGGUUGAACCCGAAUCCCAAGUCACAAUUUAUUCACAGAAUCCAAAUAUUAGGGUACCAACUGCCAUUCCAUCUAUAGAAAACACCCCCAGUUCCAUACGAGAACUACAUGAGAAAAACAGUUCCAAUUUGUUGCUGCCUGGCAUUGAAUCCCCCCAGAAUGAAGAGGAACUUGUACUGAACGAUGUAGAAAUGAAAGCAUUUUAUGCUUCUCUUGAUGCUGAGACCUCAGUUACAUCACCUUCCCAAGAUAUCUCAGCCGUUACCGAAUCAUCGAACAGCACACCAUGUGAAGAGACCAAGAAUGCAUUGCAAACACUGCAAGACCUUCUCUCCAAAGACUUCUCUGCACUAGUGCAUCCUGGACAGUGUGGUACCUUCAAAUCUACUAUAGAUUACCUUUCCAAGUUGUCUUCUGACGAUGGAGUCUCAUCAGAAAUAAAGUUGUUGAUAUUAGAAGUUUCAAGAGAAUUCACCAGGUGGAGUUGUGACUACAAUGAUGCUAGUAGGAAAAUAGAGUCUGCCAGUGCCAACAUCUUGAAAGCAGAUAAACUAGAAGAGAGUCUUGAAGUGAACAAGAAUCAGUUCAAGGAAGUCUUGUCGUUGGAAAAUGAGUUAAGCAACCAGAUCGCGAGCUUGGAGCAGAAGAAGAAAGAGCUAGAAGAGCAAAUAAGUGCCAUUAAGGCUAACUUAUCUGUUUUUCAAUCAGCAAAGAACACAGCUAUUAAGAGGAAAAGGGAAGUCUUUGAAGAAGCAAAGACACUCAAAGCACAAAGAGAUGAGUUGAGGGACCAAGUGCCUCACUUGAGAGAUGAGUGUGAAGAGGCCAAGAAAAUACAAGCAAAUUUAAGAGCUGAAUGGACAAAGCUUGGAGAAAAAUUUAGCAAAGGCUUAACUGGGGUAAAUUGUGAGGACUCGGAUGGUAUGGCUAUUCAGAUAUGUCAACCAGAAAAUCAAAUUUAAAAAUCUGAUUUUGAUUUUAUUUCAUAUAGAUAGCUUCCUUCAUACCAACUCAAUGAUGACCUAUAAAUUGCUCUGAUACUUGUUAGAACUCCAGGAGGAGAAAGCUAGUGACUUUAAUUUCAUGAGGAUAAUGGUUAUGAUCGUUCAAUGUUUAGUUGUUUACACUGUCAAAUUAUGAUUGAUAACGGGUGUGAGCCA
Molecule: messenger RNA, 1755 nt
Organism: Arachis stenosperma
Lineage: Eukaryota; Viridiplantae; Streptophyta; Magnoliopsida; Fabales; Fabaceae
Exons: 4
Coding region: 268-1557 (429 amino acids)
Molecular function (GO): DNA binding
Source: RefSeq, a predicted model, not a curated record